ACGCCCGGCCACUAGCUUGUAGUUAUUAUAGCACUGUUGCUAGUCACUAGUUAGUACUCUUAGUAGCCGUUACGCUUUACACCAUUUUACUAUUAAACACCGUUAUUUCCCAACGUUAAGAUGGGUGUCCAAAUGUCAACGUCCGAAAUGUCGUCUGAAGGGUCGUCCGAAAUGUCGUCUGACGACGAUGAACCGGAUGAUAGACGCUCCGACGACAUGCGUUCCGACAGUUCGGAAGACGCUGAAGAUGUCGAAGACAACGAUAAUUUAACUUAUUACCAGCGUCGAAUAAUUAAGCAACCUUCUCUAAAUCGUGUUGCAAGAAUGUCAUCUAUGGAGUCCGGAACUUCGCAACCAUACGAAUCACCACCGCCACGCAAACAAAAUCAACCACCGCUAUCACAGCGUGUAUCUUCACCGUUGAAUGUCGACUCAACCACUGCUGAUGUAGAAGCCGAAAAAAUGAAAAAACUUUUGGAAUGGGAGCUGUCAGCAUUGGAAGCAGAUGACUUGCGAUCACAUGCCUGGUACCAUGGCCGACAGGUGGAUCGAACCGAGGCUGAGCGGUUAUUACGCCAGUGUGUCGCUGAAGAGCAUGGUUCUGCUACUGCUACUUUAAUCGCUGCAAAUGACACGAUUACCUCUCCGAACAAUGUUACUGCUACUGCCACUAAAGGAUCUUCAUCAUUACAACAUCAUGUCGAAGAAGAAAACAGUGAUUCGGAUGGGAUGGAUGAUGUCAGCAGUGAUAGCAGUGACGCGGAUUUCACUAUUGAUGACUGCAAAGAUGAACGUGACGUGGUACCGGAUCCGUCCUUGGCCACGCGCCGCCGCAUUGACGGUGUGUUGCCGUUGAAAAGACCCAAGCGGCCCCACCGACCCCGGCGGCAUUUCUAUUGUUUCUUAGUUCGAGACAGUCUGAAUGUCCGGCCACCGGGCCGAUACGUUGUGUCGUGUUUGCGGGUUGACAAGUACGAAGAUCUUGAGACCGGGGACAAAAACAUAUCCCAACGCAGUCAUGAUGAUGAGCAGCGACGUAAGUUUCGGCGAAAACAACAAAGGAGACAGCGAAGGCAGCACCGACAUCCGGUGUUGCAUUUUGUCGUGAAUGAGAUAAUCCUACAACCCGGAACAGUAUAUGAGCGAUCGCAAUUCAGUUUUGGGGAAAGCUUACCCUCAAUGACUACAGCUAUUUCAACUGCUGUUGUCAACAACAACGUUGGGCUUAUUAACGACCAACGACAAUGUCAGCCAGGAUUUGAUAGUGUGCCCGAUUUGAUCAGGUACUAUGUUGGUGGUGCUGAUGACAAUGCUGUACUUUCUUAUGGAGGUGGUAACGAUGGCGUUGUAAGUGGUAGUAUGACACUUUCCCGAACAUCGCAAACUGAGGUACGAAUUCGGUAUCCAUGCAACAGGCGUCGCCCACUGAUGACUGACACCUCAUUGGCUGCAUCUCCAAAUAUUCUCCCGAGUACGGUAGAAAAUUCUCGGUUGGUGCGACAACGUUGCCGUACUUUAACUACGGCAUCCACCCGCACUGAAGCACUACGGGUAUUAUCCACUUCUCUUGGUGAAGAAACUGAAGCGUCAACCUCAUCUCAAAAUACAAAUCAUCGACGCCAUUCGCCAUCGCCACCUCCUCAAACUUCAAAAUGGAUGCGCAUGCAGUCUUCAUCAAGGUCAUCAGUCCGAAGAACUCCUUCAGCGACCGUAACUUCCGCAAUGGUUACAUCAGCUACGUCUUUGAAGCCUUCUUCAGCAGCAGGAUCAGCAAAUCAAACUCAGUCAUCAAUCACUGGAUCCACAUCAGGAUCACCAGAUCCGUCAGUCACAACUUUACCACGUCUGUCGAGAUCACCCCAUGACCUCUUAAAAACUUUUCCAAGCCGUUUUAAACCUGGAAUCGCAUCAACAUCAAUGGGCUCGUCAAUUAAAACUCUACCACACCAACCAAAAUCAUCUUAUCCACUUCCUUCAACCUCUGGAUCUUCAUCAUCAUCAUCAUCAUCAUAUGAACGUCCUUCAACGUCGGGGUCAAAAUCAAAUUCGGACCAAUCAAGUUUUUCACUACGACGCACGCCAUCAUACUCAGGUAUGCCAUCGGGAAGUACUCCACAUAUGACAAUUUCUGAUUUAUUAUCAUCACCGUCAUCUUCGACGGAUUCAUCAAGGCUUUCACGGAGUAUAUCAAGGACUAAUUCAUUAAGUCGUGAAUUUAAUGAACCACGGUCCAGUGUUUUUAGUAUUACGGCGAUGGGCACGAAUGAGGGUGUACCAACACCAGCCAUCAAUAUAGAUUCCCCUGGGAUACCAUCUUCAGUCAGAGAUAGGUUCAAUGAGAGUGCGGUUGAUUUAUUUUCCUUGCCUUUUGAGACCGCAAUAAUGUCAUCAUUUGUCCGAAUAAGGGUACGCAAUGGCUUUCGGAGUAUGCUGAACAGGGCGAUGCGACCUCAGCAUUUAAGUCAAUCUGGUAGGUCUGGUAGGUCCGAUGGCCCACAGAGUAGGUCAGAAAGCCGUCGGAUUCGGCCCGAAAGACGCCGAGUUCUUACUAACAGCCAGAAUACAUCGAGUUCCUCAGAAAAUGAGACCGAUGACGAGGAACAAGAGCAACAGCAAUCAUCAUCUUCCGAUUCCUCUUCCAUUUCAACGUCCACGUUGAAGGAUGAAGAGCUAGAGUGUAAUAGAGGUGGAAAUGGACAGUUAAUCGAUCGUCAGAAAGUAGAUGGCGCUGUAGAGCAACCUCAACAAAAUGAAAGCCAAUUCACAGGCAGGCAGGUAGUAAAUAGCCAAAGGGAAACCCAGGAUAAGGAGGUCCUAGAGGAUGAGAAUCCGAUCCAAAAUGUAAAAGUGAGGCAUAAAAGUGUAGAAGAAGAGCAUACACGUCUUAAUAGAUGGGUUAAUACAAAGGUAGAUCAAAAACAAAGUGAUGAGCAGAAAACUUCGGAUUCAGAUUCCAACGUGGAAAACUCAUCGGAAGAAUCUGAAAAUCAAAAUUUUCGGAAAUGCCGCACUCGUUGGACUAACACAAUGCGUCAAGGGUUAGUUGACACGCUGGAACAGCCACAUAUGGAUCACCAGAAUCGACAACUGACUCGAAUUACGGAGACACAAGACUGUGAUCCCCGACAACGAAGUUCGCGGCAUAUGCAACAGACGCUAAAUGAAGACCAGGAGGUGGAUCAUACGAUAGAGAGUAUGGAUACAGAAUUGCAUAGAAGCAUUCCAGAUACAGAAACCAGACAAGCAAUAUUAACCAAUCGCACAGACCGGGCAGCCACAGUUUCCCCAGCUCAAACUGCUGACACUAGGAGUUCUACUAGGCUUGUAAAUAGGAACUUGGAUGGAGACAGGAUUAGGCGACAUUUUAGUUUACGAACACUUUCAAUCCAAGAAAGAAACGCUCAAUUUGAGCUAGGCGUUUUACACCGGCAUAUGCAGCAUCUUAAUAGACUUUUGAUCGCUUCGGAAAACCACCAGUUGCCGACGGGGGGCGACCUUUCGUCGGCAGGAGAGUACCUCAGAGAACACGUGAUUCCUCCGGGAGAAACCCAACUUCAAGUCAACCAAGAGGGCGAAGGCGCCCCCGUGACCAAAGCCGACCAAUCGAAUACAACCGCCGUCGUGUCCAGUACCGACACAUCCGGCCAAGAAAAAGGUACUUGUUCUGUUGGUGUCGGCAGUAUUGGGUACAGGCUGGCUUGCGAUUACGUAAACAUCAACCCUCGAAUAGAUGACCAUAACAAUUCAUUCGACAAAAGUGAUAAACAACAUCACAACACCAAAAAUCUUGACAGGAGCCAUCACAAAAAUUAUAAACACCAAGGCAGCAAACGACAAAGUAAAAGCUACAAUAGUUUAGUUGAUGACAACACCCAGUCGGGAGCUGAUUAUGAAAAUAUUAUUUCUCACAUCACUGAUGAUACCAAUGAUUUUAAUUAUGAAAAUAUAGGAAAAAAAAGUGAUGAAAAACGGCAACAACUAAUUAAUGACUUUAAUGGAGGUAGUACAGCAGUUGCUGCCGCUUUGCGGGCCGUUCACCUGGCAAUCAUUGGUGAUCCUGACGACACCAGUGGAGCAUCAGUGGGUACGGGAAGACUAGCAGCCGCCUUGUGUCGUGCUGAUGGCCGGGUAACCGUAUUACCAUAUCGACGGAAUUUUACUAAAAGUGAACAAGUUGGACCACUUUUGAGUACGUGUCCGCUUCAACUUUUGGGUCAACCAGGACCAGCGGGACGGCGAGCUCGUCUUGAUGUCAUAGAAAGGUUUGCUUGUCUACAGUACCUUGUCGCAAUGACAGUAAUAGUGACACCUUGUCUGCUACUAAUUGGCAGUGAUAUCAAUGACAAGGAAAAUCUCGAGUGGAGUUUGGAAGAUGAAUAUGAAUACCGGCGUCGGCGGUUCUAUUACAAAUGUGCCGGUAUCAGUAGUCGGUGUGUCUCCGAUAACAAUUCCACUUCUGAUGACGAUGACGAGAGUUAUAAACUAACAGCUUAUUCAGAUUUUGACUCUGGUUAUUCAUUGCCACCAAGAGAAGAAUGGGCUGUUGAAAAACGUCACUGGUUGGAUCUACUGACUAGACACAGGGCAGCUGCCUUGGAUAAGUGGAUUCGUACGGCAGCUGAUGCCAAACAGGCAGUGGGUGAUGUCUUUGGUUAUCGGGCUCUCAUGUCCGCGCUAUGUUCUGACAGGAUCCAGGCACUUCAAGAUGCAUGGGCAACUCUUCGUCGGCUACACACUGCCACAGCCGUGGCGUUCGAGUCCCGGCUUCGACCCGAGUUUCUAGGUCGCAGAGAAAAAAAUGUAGUGGCGGUGUUGGGGAAACCAGGCAUUAAUGACAUUGAUGACAACGACGUGAAUGAGCUACUACAGCUUCCACCUAACGCAACAGUACCUGAUGCCACAGCAUUGGCUGUACUAUACGAACAUUUGUAUAACGACAAUAAUUCUGAUACUAAUAGUGGCAUCAACACCACUGCUGCUAUCUCAAAUGAUAUUGGCAGUAAGAAGGAAAAAGACCCUAGAUUAUCAUCAUUUUUUACUUCACCAUUGUUAUUGUCACCUUCGCCGUGGUCAUCUCUCAAUAGUGGUAUAAGUGGGGGACUAGGAUCAUCGGUUGCAUCUGACUACGGACUGAGUGCUCUUCAUGUUCAGUGCAUCCAGUACUCGGAGUGGGUGCAGCAGAGUUACGGUAAUGAUGAUUCUAUAUUACCAUUAACAAAAUCACCAAUGUUACAAUUGGACCGGUUUCGCAGUAACUUCCGUGCACUAUUACGUCAGUACAGUGGAAGUGGAUUUGAUAGUUAUGAUGACGGUGAUGAAAGCUUUAACUGUGUGCUCAAUUACAAAGAUAAAAACUUUCAGAAGGAUGAAAAUACCUCUUACCAUGAAGAAUUUAACUACAACCAAAACGACAACUUUGCAUACGAACAACAGUAUGAAGACAAUGUGGAGGAAUAUGGCAAAAGUGGUGCUGAUUAUGAUGAAUGUGGCGAUGAUGAUGAUGAUGAUGCUACAGUUAUCUACUGUAAUAACAAAAGUUCUCUUUCGGCGGUAAAAAGUGUUGCAGUUGAUACCAUGUGCGUGGACUCACAUGUUGCAUCUACAGCAGCAGAAAAGCAACGACAAACAACAACGAAAAAUGAACAAUGCCAUCGCUUUAAACAAGUUCAAGAAGAAGAUCAAUACUAUCGCUGGAUUGAGGAUGUGAGUGCGAAUAGUCCAGGCCCCGCACCGUUGAAUCUCGUGUUCUGCACUGAGCUUCAUGUCCGUCUAUUUUGGCCUCCAACUCUUUUCCUUCAAGACAUACAUGACAACAAAAAUACUGUUGACCCUAAGUUAGCAAUACCCGCCUACGCGCUAGGUACGACCUACAUGGCGACCGCAAUAGCCGCUUACGAUAAUGAAAGCGAAUCGACUAACCAUGCGCCACCGUCAUUGGCUCAGAAUCAUGUGAUAACUGCACAACUGGAUCAAGCCGCUCAGGAUAUGCGUCUCAGGUACAAAGCCAUGGACGAUUUUUUAGAUACAGCGUGUGCCUAUUCAACAUUGGUCGCUAAAAUAGCAAUGAACUAUGAAGAUAAUACGAUGGCGGGCAAACAACAACAGCAUUUUAAUCUGUCACAGAGUGUUUAGAAGAGCCAUUCUUUCUCACUCCGGUGAAUGUCUAAUACUGUUUAGGUCAAGUUGUGCUAAACUACUUGGGAGUAAUAAAAACAAUAUCGACAUCAUGGCAUUAGUCAAGUAGAUUCAUAACUUCAUGGUACAAUAUUGCAAGUAUUAUUUCUUGUUUAUUUACUAUAUAUUAUGUAUAAUAUUGUAAAUAAGUUGUAUGAGCUCUGUGCACAAUUAUUUAUCAGGAACCUAAUUCACAUCUCAGUUUCAAAGACUGUAACAAAAUUAAAUAUUUUUAAGCAUUUAACUUUCACCAUAAAAAGAUCUGAAAACUUUUAAAAAAAAAUUGAGGAAUACAGUGAUGAGAUGUUAAUGAGUAUUGUUUCAGUGCAAUACAGAGGUUUUAUUAUUAAUUUGAAUAGAGAUUUUGUUAACUGUUUUUUUUUUUAGUUUAUAUAAAUGUAUGUUAAAAUGAUUUUCGAAAUUUGUUUAACAUAGUUAAAUAUAAAAUUGAGUAAAGAUUUAAGAAAGGGUUACAACUUCAAUUUAAUAUAAAAAUUAAUACAAAUAUUGUUUUCAUAAUAAUACACAAUUAAUGUUAAAAGUUAACACAAUUGUUGUAGGAUUGAUGAUCCAUAUUUAUUCAGCUAAACUGUUUCGAAAAUUAUUUUUUGUAUAUAUAGAUAAAGCCUAAGUAUGAUUCACAGAAAUGCAAGUCCUUGUACAAUUCCCCACUUCCCUUGUGACAUUGUAUCACUGACGUGCAUCUGCUAUCAUAUUUAUGGGUUAGAUUAGGUUAGUUUAUUUUAUAAUUAUAAAUGUUACACAUGAGUGUACUCAUUAUGGUGGAUUAUUCUAAUUAAACUGCCCAGUGGCUAGGGGUAGUAAGAAUACUGGCCACGGUGGUGAGCGCGACCGGUCGUAAGAGGCGUCCAACGCGCUCCUGCGCGCAUUUAACAUCAUCCUGGUGGUGGCGAUUUAAUGCCAAAAAGCCCAGAGCUGCGAACUAUGAGACGCGCGCAGCUGGCAGCAUAUUUUGUUAAGCUCUAUUUUUUCACAUCAUUAUUUAUGGUUCAUUAUAAUUUUUUUUUUUUGAGGACUGCUGAAUACUUUUGAUUUUUAUAGGGAUAUGUAUCUAUGCAUUCAAUAUACCCCAAAAUAUGAUUAAGCCUUAUCAUCACAGGCUGAACAUAACAUCUAAAGUAGUAUUUAUCUCAUUUGUUUAUAAUGAAAGUUUAGGGAAAAAGAAAUUUAUCAAUUUAAACCUAGCUGUUUAUUAAAAAAAAAUUUUUUCUCAAAAUCUUUUAUUUAAUUUAAAUAUUAUUUUAUAUUUUCCUUUAUUUAAUCGUUUUUUUUAAGUUUUUAAAUUUUUCUUUUAUUCUAAUAAGAAUUUGUAAUUAUAUUUUAUAGGUCUUAGUUCAAUUUUCUUUUUUACACUAGGUAUAAGUUAGUCUUUUCGUGAACAGUUAUUUAAGCUGUGUUUAUUUAAGGUUUAAGAAUUUAAGAUGUAAUAUACAUUUAUAUUAUAAAUAUUUACCUAGUAUUUACUUAUUUUUUUUUUUUUUUUUUUAAUAAGAGGCAAUGGACUGUUAUUUUAAGAGUUUAAGAUUUUAUGAUUUAGAAUCAAUGAAGAUGAGCACUAUUUAACGAUAUUAGAAAUACAUUUGAAUGUAGAUUAAUGUAAAUAAAUAAAUAUACCCAAAUAAUAUACAACGGUUCGUUGGCAAUUUGGAUAGGACAUGAAAAGCUUCAAUACUCGAGUCGAGGUUUUGUUUUUUCAUUUUUAUUUUUUUGAUGUACAUGCUCCUAGUUGUUAGUUAGGUACUACAAGUUUUACAACAGUUGCAUGUACACGCCCGCUCGAUAGUUUAAGUAUAAAUAUAAGUUUAAUAUUAAUUUACAUAUUACUAUAUUAGUUUAUUAGGUUUAUCAGGUAUUAUUGUGUCUAGUUGUUUAGUAGUUGUGUCUAAUUGGGUAGUAGCUAUGUCAUAUAUUUUUAGUCUAGAGUUUAAAAUUGCAGCGAAGGUUUCGUACUGGCUUAAAUCCAUUUAGUAAGUAGACUACAAGUAUGCCCUCAUGUAGGAUUUGCAUAUACUACAUAUCCGCCAUACAGCGCAUGUAUAAGUCCUUUAGUUCAAUUUUUAUUUUAUUUUUUACUUUAUUCAUAUUAAAUUGAAUAAUAAUUAAUUAUGGUUAAAUUAUCGUUAAGUCCUAUAUUUCUUUAGUUGAUUAUAGUGUUGUGACCAACUUACAAUUUUCCACAUCAGCUCGUUUAGACAUUAUUUAAUUCGUAAAAUUAUAUUAAAAUUUAAUAUUAUCGUAUGAAUUUGAAUAAGAAAAAAUAAUAUGCUAUGAUUCAUCGUUGACAAAAAAUUUCAAACCGUGUAAUAAUUAUUAAUAUUAUUUUAUUAUUUAUCAUAACACUCAUACAGCAUAAAAAAUAUUUAUCUCAUGCUAAGUCUUUUUAAGUUACUAUGUUUAUCAUAUUUUUAGUCUAGAGUUUAAAAUGAUGGCUAAGGUUUCGCCCUUGCUUAAAUCAUAAGCAUAAUAUAAUGGAUUAGAUGUAUUGUUCGUGUGUACCAGGAUACAAUUUUAUUUUCAGAUACCUAUUUUUUUUUGCAUACUUACUGCUUGCAUGCAUUUAAGCCCUUUAAAUAAGUGUUCAUUUUAUUUUUUACUUUAUUCAUAUUAGAUUUAAUAAUUAUUUAUUAUGGUUAAAGUAUCGUUAAGUCAAAUAUUAUUAUUAUUUGAUUAUAGUGUUGUCGCCAACAUUUGUAAGUCCUUUAGUUUAGUUUUUAUUUUAUUUUUACUUUAUUCAUAUUAAAUUGAAUAAUAAUUAAUUAUGGUUAAAUUAUUGUUAAGUCCGAUAUUUCUUUAGUUGAUUAUAGUGUUGUGGUCAACGCUACAAUUUUCCACAUCACCCCGUUUAAGAAUAAUUUAUUUCGUAAAAAAAUUAUAUUUAAAUUAAAUAUUAUCGUAUAAAUUUGAAUAAGAAAAAAUAAUAUUAUAUGAUUCAUCGUUGCCGAUAAAUUCCAAACCAUGAAAUAAUUAUUAAUAUUAUUUUGUUAUUUGUCAUAACACUCAUACAAAAUAAAAAAUAAUUGUCGCAUGCUAAGUCUUUUUAAGUUACUAUGUUUAUUAUAUUUUUAGUCUAGAGUUUAAAGUUAUGGCUAAGGUUCCGCCCUGGCGUAAAUUAUAAGCAUAACAUAGUGAAUUAGAAUAUUAGGUGUCUAAAUUAUUCGCGUGUGCCGGGAUACGGUUUUUUUUUCAUAAACCUAUUUAUUUUACAUACUCGCCGUGCGCAUGCAUUAGUCGUUUAGUUUAGUUUUCAUUUUAUUUUUACUUUAUUCAUAUUAAAUUUAAUAAUAAUUAAUUAUGGUAAAAUUAUUAUUAUUAUUUGAUUAUAUUGGUAAUUAUAUUAUCAUAUGGACCAAUUAAUUCUUCGCUCAUUCAUAUUGUGUUCACCCUAUAACUUGACCUAUAACUUUUAAAUAAUUAUGACAUUAUAACAAAAUUCCAGUAAAUCACUAUCAAUCCAUUUCCUGUUUCAUAGCCAAAAUUAAUUUUUUUUUUUAUUGUUCACAAAACAACUAUUUCGAAAACUUUGUAUUUAAAGGUACAAAGAUAAAGAUAAAGAUUUUUUUUUUAAUAAUUAAAUACCAAUAUCAGUUAAAUAAUAAUAAUAUAUAAAUAGUUCUAUUUGAGUGAAGUUGCGUUGAAUAAUGUUUCAUUAAGAAAAUAUAAGUUGUUUUAAUCGGUACUGAUAUAAUCUGCAUAAAAAUGUUGACCAAGAAAAAAUAAAUUUAUUUUAUCACAUCUUAAAAAUUAUACUGCUGAACAUUCACUAUGAUUGGUUUUAAACAUUUUAAUUUUAGAUAUGACAAUUAAACAUUAAAAUUUAAUGAUUUUCAAUUAAAUUAACAGUUGAAGAUUUUAUACAACCUAAAUUAUUGUGAAAGUAACUAAGUACAAAUUAUUUAAUAGACACCCGGGUUAUGUAAUAUAUCGUAUGGUAUAUUUACAAAUGGUUUAUCUAUUUAACCAGUGUAUUUAUUAAAUGUACUGGUAUUUUUUUUCUGUAUUUUAUUUUAAUAUCUAAAUGGCUAUAUAAUAUUACUUAUACUGUUACUUUUUUUUUAUUAGAAUUAACAAUUGAUAAUAUUAUUAUUAUUUAUUAUCAUCGUUUGAAUUUUGUAAAAGCGUGCAGCUCAAAGAAAUGUGGUAAGAGUUAAAAAAAAAAACCAAUGUAAAAAUGUAUUAGUGUAUCACUUGUAACGUAACAGUAGAAUCAAUGAGUUAAUUAAUUAUAACUUAUAGUAACAACUUUGUAGCAAUUGAUUAAUAUUUUUUUUUUAAAAAACAUGUAUGAAAUAUUUAUCUCUAUGAGUCUUGUAUACCAUAUAUAAUAUUUCCGGUGUAUCGUAGUAUUAUUUUUCAUAUUUUAUCGAUUUGUGAUUAUUUUUUUAUUUUAAUGAUGUCUGCACGUGCAAUUUUAUUCGAAUUAAUAAAUGAUAAAAUAAUACAUUAUA
This is a messenger RNA of Metopolophium dirhodum (rose-grain aphid), 10640 nucleotides long. RefSeq lists its product as uncharacterized. NCBI's taxonomy places the organism in Eukaryota, Metazoa, Arthropoda, Insecta, Hemiptera, Aphididae. Gene Ontology annotation, molecular function: guanyl-nucleotide exchange factor activity. The record is from RefSeq and is a predicted model, not a curated record. Gene Ontology annotation, biological process: positive regulation of peptidyl-serine phosphorylation; small GTPase-mediated signal transduction.